AUGAUAUUCCAGAUGAAAUGUAUUCGAGGGCAAACAAACGAUGAAGGUAGCUCGGCGGAACCAUGCCAACGGUGCAAGCGCAACAACCGCGAGUGCAAGAUCCCGGAGCCGAAGAAACUUGGAAGAAGACACGGCGCCGUAGGCCGAUAUCACGGGGUCGAAAAGGCCUAUCGAAAAAUGAAAGCCGAAUUGAAGAAGACGAGUACUCGUGCAAAUGGGAAACUCAACCAAAUGACCAAUGUUGACAUGGGCGAAGAGCCGAUCCUUGAGCUCCUGCUCUCCAACGACCCAGUUGAGACUGCCGAAUCUUCCCUCACGCCACCACAACAAGGGAUCGAAGACUCAGACAUUCAAUACUUUGAUCCAAAUCCCCCAAGCACGCAGCAGAGCCAGCACCUGAGAAAUGUGAUCUCGCGGUCCACCCACGAACCAGUCAGUAAUCCUUUGGCCUUGUUGGCAGAUGCCUCAGGCGCAGUCCAGGCCUUGGAGCCGAGUCGGGUAUACAACAACCCUAUACCAACACCGGGAGAGAUAUCUUCUGCGGAGCACCGGUCGGUCAGCUCGGGUAAUGGGCGGGCUGUGGGCCGACAACUGCUUCACAGGCCCGGAUAUGUAUCCCUAGGUCUCAGCCUGAGCAGGGAAACACUGGAGGCAGGAAUAGAUGCACUCUCCAACUCGUCUGAGAACCUGCAAGACCAUUCAAACUAUUUCACAACGCCACAACAAAUACCUCUGGGCGACGUUGGCUCCGAAUUUGACCCAGUGGAUCUCGGGCUGGUGACAAUGGAUGAAGCUUGUUAUUUGUUUCCGAUCUAUUUUACCCACCUUCAUCCAGUGAAUGGGAUCCUCGAUCCGAUGCUCCACACACCGGAUUUCGUGCGAUCGCGAUCGGCUCUCUUAUUCACUUGGGUAUUGGCUCUGACUGCGCAAUUUGAUCAUGGGUCGGCUUCAUUAGCCAAGCGACUACGCAUCCAUGGCGAAAAUCUAUCGAGACUUGUUCAUACUUCUGGUUAUAAGUCCGUCGAAAUUGUUCAAGGCUACUAUAUCUCGUUGAUCUCUGCAAACCCCGCCGAGACACUAGCACAGGAGCGCUCAUGGCUAUACACAAUGCAUGCCUUUGGCUUAGCAGCAGAGCUUGGGCUCGAUCAAGAUUUUCACUCCAAAGAUGAGACUCUGAAAUCGGCUCACGACCCCAGUGCCCGAACACCGCUUCCGGGAAACCCUUCGUCAUACACAUCACCGAUGAAUACAAUGGAAGAUUCCACUGACAACCAGCGGAUGGCUCGAAAUCGCGAAAGAACUUGGUUGAGGAUUCUCUUAUGGGAACGUGCAAACAGCGCAGCUUGUGGUAGAACACACACCUUCCCUGAAACAAGCUUGACAAAAAGCAUCGACAGUUGGUGGCUACACCCACUAUCAGAUUCCACAGACAAACACACCUGUGCAUUCAUCACACUGCGAAAAAUCCUCGCCUAUCUCCAAAAGGAUCUGAGACAACAAGCUCACUCAACGCACGUUGACCCCCAUUGGGUGCGGGAAACAGUUGAUGCUGCACUAAGGCCCUGGUGUGAACGUUGGUUAUCGCAGCCAGCGCCCAAUUUCGUCAUCUCGCCCUCCGAGAAACUAUCGAAUAUUUUCCUCCGAUAUGUUUACUUGCAUGGAAGGCUAUGGACCUUGUCCUUUGCUCUUCACGGGUCAAUAAACGGUGAUCAGCAUGUACAUGCAAUCCGACAAGAUUGCUUCGAGGCCGCAAUCAAUGCUUGCGAAGUCGCCGUGCAUGAUCUAAGUACGGUCGGAGAGCCAUUAUAUUGCAUGUUAGCUCCGACAUGGGCCAUGAUAUCAUAUGCCGGUGUAUUAGCAUUGAAGCUUUUCCCUGACUUGUAUGGUGAUCGCGUCGGAAGCGAUGUGGAACUACUUGCUCUUCUUAGCCAAGUUGCAAUCCAAUUGGAGCAUGCAGGAAUGACUCCAUCGCAUCGAUUUGGCAUUGCUGGCUUGCUGGGUCAACAUCUCAUGAAGAUUGUGAAAUCAAAGGCGACGUCACUGGGCGACUCGAUAAACUGUAGCCAACACACAUCAGAUACAAGCAAUGUCGACUCACACUUUGGCGAAGGAGCAAGAUCAUUUACACAGCAGUCUUCGAAACGGCCGCACCAAUCUCUCGUCUCUGAUUAUGAUCCUUUCCUGACGACAGCUUCAAUGUCUACCCAGGGAAGUUUAACCGGAGAGAACUUCGCUGAAUUCUUUCGAGAAAGAUUCGGACCUGGAUUUGGGGGUGUGUUCUGA
Messenger RNA from Penicillium olsonii, 2283 nucleotides. The record is from the annotation of a GenBank genome assembly. NCBI's taxonomy places the organism in Eukaryota, Fungi, Ascomycota, Eurotiomycetes, Eurotiales, Aspergillaceae.